AUGGGUUCCGACUCGAGACCGAGGGCCGAGGAGGAGGCUGUAGAACGUAUGCUCAACAACGAGUACUCAUCCAGCGACGAUAGCGGGUACCGGGACGAAUACUGGUCAUCACCCUUCGAAAAGAUGCCGAGCACGCCCAUAUCAGCGUUCAGUCGGAGACUGAACAGAAGGCACUACACCGUCAUCUUGAUCCUUAUAAUAAUGGGCACGCUCCUAUGGGUGAGCCCAAACUACCCGAUGGGACGGGGCUACCUGAACAGCCAGACGACUGGAUCCAAACAGUCGGUGGUAUUGGUGUCGCUGCCUCAGGCGACAUCUGCACCAUUCAAGCAGGCGCUGCCGUACCCAACCACGGGACCAGAGGACGAAGCAAAGAAGACCUCAGGCGACAAGAUACAUGUCAAACCUCAGGAUGAGAAGGUGCACUCUUCAUCAAAGGACAAUCCAGGCGACCAGACCGACAGCAAGCCCAAGGAGUCGCCGAAAGAGAAGCCCGCUGAGGAGAAGCUCGCCGAGGAGAAGCCCCCGAAGGUGAAGCCCGUCGAGGAAGUGCCUGCGAAAGAGGAGCCCGUCGAGGAGGUGCCCGUAAAGGAGAAACCCGUCGAAGAGGUGCCCGCGAAGGAUAAGCCCGUCGAGAAGGUGCCCGCGAAGGAUGAGCCGGCCAAUACCCCAGUGAAAGGCUCCAAAGGGGUUCCUGAAGAGUGGUGCACGACGUGGCCGGUCGACGAGAAAGGCAACUACGACGCGAAGCACAAGUCGACCGGGAGCAAAAAGCUGCAGCUGGACAGCUACGCGCCCGCAGGCGGAUGGCAAAAACCGGCGGGAGUCAAAAUCGUGGCGAUGGUGUUUUAUGGGCGCAAGCGCAAUGUCGACAUCCUGGACUGCUACCUGCGGCAGAACCUGGUGUCCAACGGAGGAUAUUUCGACGAGGUGUGGUUCAUGGUGCACACGCAGAUUGAGGACGACGUCUCGUGGAUGCGCGAGCUUGUGAAGCAGGAGGACGAGUACGUCUUCAUGGACCUCGGCGCCUGCACCACCAAGCCGUACGGCUGUAUCUGGGAGUACGCGGUGGAGGACGACACCAUGUACUUCAAGAUCGACGAUGAUAUUAUGUACAUCCACCACGACACGAUCCCGCAAAUGGUGCACACGCGCAUCGCGCAGCCGCACCCCUACGCCAUCUCGGCCCAGCUCGUCAACAGCCCCGUCACGGGCCUGGAGUCGUACCACUACGGCGCCAUCCACCCCUUCCUACCUGACCCGCGCCCCCACAACUGGCGGAAGGCCGCCGAGAGCUGGCGCGUCUCCGAGCUGCCGCUGUACCCACGGGCCCUCAACCCGAUCGAAGGAAACCCGCUGGAACUGAACGCGCCCUACAAGGGCCACCCGUGGCUGCUCCUGAGCGACAAGCCAGACGCGACGGCCGGGCUGGUGCACACGCCGAUGGGCGAGUGGUACGCGCACCAGGGCCCCGAGGACAUCGCAUGGGGCCCCGGCUGGAAGUCGUGGGGCGUGGCGGCGCAGCAGCUGUACAGCUUGCUGUUCAACCUGGAGAAGAACCAGCUGGACCGGUACCACUUCGGGCGAGCGAUCGACUACCGCGAUCGCCACGAGGACGAAUCAUCCCGGGAGGGGGAGCAGCCCGAAGCAGAAGAAAAGUACGACGGCCCCGGCGGCGAGCAGCUCUACGACAUGCAGUACCAGCGGUACAACCUCAACUUCAUUGCUAUCUGGGGCCGCGACGUGGCGGCGGGCCUGCCGAUUGGCGACGACGAGCUCGAGGUCACGCAGACGAUCCCCGCGCGCCUGGGCCGGCCUUUUGUGAUUGACACGCGCGCCCUCGUCGCCCACCACUCGUUCUUCGUCCAGAAGGAGGGCGUCGGCGCCACCGACCUGAUGGACCGCUGGCGCGCCUUCGCCAACGAGAACGUCUGCGCCGCCGACAACAUGAAGAAGCCGUGGGAUCUGCGGUGUCCGGGUUUCUAG
This is a messenger RNA of Anthostomella pinea, 1986 nucleotides long. Lineage: Eukaryota; Fungi; Ascomycota; Sordariomycetes; Xylariales; Xylariaceae. The record is from the annotation of a GenBank genome assembly.